AUGUCUAACGUCUACUUCGAUGUCUCCGCCGAUGGCCAAAAAUUAGGAAGAAUUUCCUUCAAAUUGUACAACGAUGUUGUCCCAAAGACCGCUGAAAACUUCAGAGCUUUAUGUACCGGUGAAAAAGGUUUCGGUUACAAGAGCUCCAUUUUCCACAGAGUUAUCCCACAAUUCAUGUUACAAGGUGGUGAUUUCACCAACUUUAACGGUACUGGUGGUAAGAGUAUUUACGGUACCAAAUUUGCUGAUGAAAACUUUGCCAAGAGACACGAUAGACCAGGUUUAUUGUCCAUGGCCAAUGCUGGUCCAAACACCAAUGGAUCUCAAUUUUUCAUUACCACUGUCCCAUGUCCAUGGUUAGAUGGUAAACACGUUUGUUUUCGGUGA
Molecule: messenger RNA, 387 nt
Organism: Candida tropicalis MYA-3404
Lineage: Eukaryota; Fungi; Ascomycota; Pichiomycetes; Serinales; Debaryomycetaceae
Gene: CYP1
Product: peptidylprolyl isomerase
Exons: 1
Coding region: 1-387 (128 amino acids)
Biological process (GO): protein folding; protein peptidyl-prolyl isomerization
Molecular function (GO): peptidyl-prolyl cis-trans isomerase activity
Source: RefSeq, a predicted model, not a curated record